Molecule: messenger RNA, 3148 nt
Organism: Lampris incognitus (smalleye Pacific opah)
Lineage: Eukaryota; Metazoa; Chordata; Actinopteri; Lampriformes; Lampridae
Gene: fbxl4
Product: F-box and leucine-rich repeat protein 4
Exons: 9
Coding region: 209-2050 (613 amino acids)
Biological process (GO): SCF-dependent proteasomal ubiquitin-dependent protein catabolic process
Cellular component (GO): SCF ubiquitin ligase complex
Molecular function (GO): protein binding
Source: RefSeq, a predicted model, not a curated record
UGAAAUUUCCUGGGGACAAAUGGAAGGAAGACGGAUGCGUUAUUUGGAUGGAUUUUUUGACCCGCACUUAACGUCAUGCAUGUAGCUGUGCUUCUAGCCUGCAUUUUGUAGAGCCCAACUCUUUAAGCCAGUGUGCUUCCAGUAGGUGGAGGUUUCACUCCUCCUUGCCUCCCUUUCCCCCCUGCCACCGAGAGCCCCAAAGUUCCCUAUGCUAACCCUGCUGAGCAUGUUUUACUAUAUCUGUCUGCGGCGGCGCUCCAGGAGUGGGACACGUGGCGAGGUGCUUAACAGUCGGCGUGCCAUGGAAUCCGGCCAGAGAGCAACCCUGCCUGUCUGCUUGGAGGUGGAGCAGUAUGCCAAGGAGGUUGUGGACUUUAGCUCUCACUACGGCAGUGAGAAUAGCAUGUCCUACACCAUGUGGAAUCUGGCAGGGAUGCCCAAUGUCUACCCCAGCUCAGGAGAUUUCACCCAGACUGCAGUGUUCAGAGCAUAUGGGACCUGGUGGGAACAAUGUGCCAGUGCCCCACCACCCUUCCGCCGCACACCUAAAGGCUUCCACAGCCAGGAUUAUAUAGAGCUUGCUUUUGAAGAGCCUGUCUACCCAACAGCAGUAGAGGUGCUGGAGACCUACUAUCCAGGGGCCAUCGUUCAGAUCCUGGCCUGCUCCCUCAACCCCUUCUCCCAGAAUCCUCCCGCUGAUGUCAGGUGGGAGGUGCUGUGGUCAGGGGAGCCCACCAAGGUCUUGACCCCACAGGCGCGCCAGUUCUCCCCUAGUAUCAAGCAGCUCAACUUCCCCACCAACCUGCUCCGUCUAGAGGUCAACAGCUCCCUGCUGGAGUACUACACCGAGCUGGACGCCGUCAUCCUGCGCGGGGUGAAGGAGAGGCCCAUCCUGGCCCUCUAUAAGAUGCCUCUCAUCGACAUCAGUGACCUAAGUGACAGCGAGGAGGAGCUCUCCGAUGUGGGAGGUCCCUUCAGACAGGGAGGGGAGGGCAAGCUGCAAAACACAGGGAAUGGCUACUUUGACAAACUCCCGUAUGAGCUGAUCCAGCUGAUAUUGAGCCACCUGACCCUGCCAGACCUCUGCCGCCUAGCCCAGAGCUGUAAACUGCUGCACCAGCACUGCUGUGACCCACUCCAGUAUACCCAGUUGAGCCUGCAGCCCUAUUGGGCCCGGCUGAGUGACGCUUCCCUGGGGUACCUCCAGAGCCGCUGCACCCUCCUCCAGAGGCUCAACCUGUCCUGGACUGGCAACCGUGGGGCUCUCACUCUGUCCGGCUUCAGCAGCUUCAUGAAGGCAUGUGGUCUCAGCCUGGUGUGUCUAGAGUUGUCAUGCUGCCACUUUCUGUCAGAGGCCUGUCUGGAGGUUGUCUCCCAGACGUGUCCCAGGCUUCAGGAGCUAAACCUGUCCUCCUGCGACCGGCUGCACUCGCAGGCCUUCACACACAUCUCAAAACUAACACAUCUCCGCAGGCUGGUUCUCUACCGUACCAAAAUAGAGCAAACGGCGAUUCUGAGUAUCCUGACCUUCUGUGUGGAGCUGAGGCACCUCAACCUAGGGAGUUGUGUGAGGAUUGAAGACUAUGACGUUGUGGCCAGUAUCCUGGGUGCUCGCUGCCGCUCACUUCGCUCGCUGGACUUGUGGCGCUGCAAAAAUCUCACUGAACGAGGCCUGGCUGAGCUAGCCUCUGGCUGCAGGAUGCUGGAGGAGCUUGACUUGGGUUGGUGUCCCACGCUGCAGAGCAGCUCAGGAUGCUUUCAGCACCUCGCCCGCAACUUGCCGCACCUCCGCAAGCUAUUCCUCACUGCUAACCGCACCGUCUGUGACUCAGACGUGGAGGAGCUGGCUGCCAACUGCCCAUCACUGCAGCACCUUGACAUACUGGGCACACGGAUGGUGAGUGCAGCAUCGCUGAGGAAACUUUUCCAGUCAUGUACCCGGCUUCUCCUUCUGGAUGUGUCCUUCUGCUCCCAGAUAGACACCCGCGUCGUUCAGGAGCUCUCCGCCCUCUUCCCCAAUGUGGCCAUCAAAAAAAGUUUCACCCAGUGACCCUACCUCCGGGCACCUUCCCACUGCACAUGGGGGGAACUCCAAAACAGAUGGGGAGGGGGGGCUGUGAGGUAGCAGACAUUGUCCCCCCUCCCUCAAAGGGAAGACAAUCUAUGAGCCUUUUAGCAGACUGUGGAAAUCAGCUGAACACACAGCUGCCUCAACCUCACUAAGGACCCCCAGUCCUCAGACUACUGAAUAUUUGUUGUCCUUGUUUGGCUUUAAAGUUCGUACAUUUCCUGGACAUUUUAAUCAUCAUAUUUUCAUUGCCAAACAUCAUGAGGGCAGAAAAUAUGUCUUGGAAAUCAACACAAGACAAAGCAACACAAGAAUGGGCAUUUGGGCAGUACUGCCUAUCCAAAAGUGUGUGUCUUACACUGUAUUAAAACGCUGUAAUUUGGCAGAUGCAGACCAAAUUUGAUGGCUGUUGAAAUAAUUCGAGGUCAGGCCUUGGUCAGUGCCUUCUUUGAGUGUGCAGCAGUAACUGGUUGUUUAAUGAUGCAAUGAGAGCCAUUUUUAAGACAUCCAUUAACAUGAAGCCAUUUUUUAUUGAAUCACCAGAAAAUAUUCCUGUAAUGUGGCUACAUAACCUUUUUGAAGAUGAAAACAAAAAUUGUCAGAGCUUUAACCGUCUUUGAACAGCGGGUUGAAGGUUAAAUUGGAAAGGGUCGGGAGGCAACCUCGUGCGUGUCUAACUCAUACACAGAGAUCACACCAACGAAAUGCACUUUCGUUUUUGUUGUAAUCCAGGUGCAGAACUUUUGAAAGGAUCUAGGAGAAUAAACAAUUUGAGUUAAAACUAAUUAGAUAGGUUUAUAUAGAUCACAGUGCUGCAACGUAGUCUUUUUUCAUCAACAAAAUGUUUUGAUCUUCAAAGUUUCACUAGCUACCAAAAAUGGGGCAAAUGAACAUUGAUUUCACUUUAAUUAUGUGUUGACAACUCAGAGGUAAAGAAAACGGAUUGCACCAGUCCUAGGCAAACACACUAAACAUUAGACUAACACAAAGAUCUUGUUUUUUUUUUUUGUUUUUUGAUGGCUUGAACCUUCAGUAGUUGUGGCCAGAACCAACUUGACUGUUUCCAGUCAGCUGUUUGGG